AUGUCAGCAGACACUGGGGAUUGUAACGUAUGUCGCCAUGGAAAAAUUAACAGAUAUAACAAAUCCAACAUUAUCGCAAAACUGCUACAAAAUGGCGCUCUUUUUCUUGAAUCCAUUUCCAUUCGAGGAUGCAGUCGCAUUGUCCGCGCUCCAAAUAUGUUUAUCCGCCUGUUGUGGAUCUGUUUCCUCGUGUCCACCACCAUCUUUCUCAUUAUCUCCGUUCGUCGGAUUGUGAUGGAAUAUCUCUCAUAUUCCCUCAAUAUUGAGACAGAAGAGCAAAUGGAUGCACCAGCUGCAUUCCCUGCGGUGACAUUUUGUAAUCACCAACCCUUUUCGGAACGGGCCUACCAGCUUUGGCGCUCUGAGAGCGUACUUUCACCAUCCCAGUUUAAUCGGCUCUUACGUGACAGAGCAUUCAAGCUGAUAAACGAGAGUCGAUUGCGCAAUCAUCCAUUUCCAAUCAAUCAAGUUGCUUAUCUGUCCAUAGUGUUCGACACAAUUAAAUUGUACUAUCAAAAUUUGAAUUGGCCCCAGCAUAAACUUUUAGGUCAUCAAAGGAACGAAACAAUAUACCUUUGCCUGCUCCGUUUAUCAGGCGAACACUUAGUACUUGGCGGUCCAGGUUGUUACGAUCCGAUGGUACAUAUAACCGAACGCUCUCAUCCAUAUUUUUUCAACUGCUACACGGUCAAUAUAGACGCGGAAUAUUCUAAAGAUGUUUCUGAAUUGGGCUUAAUCAUUUGGUUAGGUCCACCAGAAAACUUUGAUGUACAGUUUAGACAAGCAUUCCUGCUAGAUAUGUUUGAACAAGCUCACGGCCUUCGAGUGGCUCUCCAUGAACCAGGUCACCUGGUCAAUUUAGAGCGUUUAGGAAUGCAAAUCGAACCUGGAAGAAUGAAUGAAAUUAACUUUGAAGUUAUUCAUAAAAAACUCACGUCUACACCCAGAAAGCCAUGUGUGCAAAACGCAAAACAAAUUUAUUCUGAUUUAGACCUGGAUUAUGACUACCAAUUUGAGAUAUGCUUGGAAGCCAAUUUACAAAAUAUCAUAAUGCAAGAAUGCUCCUGUCUUUAUGCCUAUCUCCCGAGGAUAUCAUUUCCAAACGCUGAAAUUCCCUAUUGUGGUCGACUCAUUUACGAAGGUGUCCUUGAUGAUGUUGCAUUGUCUCGGAAAAUGCAAUGUGUACAAAAGGUGGUCAAACGUUUUGCUACGUUACGUAAAGAAUUUGAAGCUAAAAAGCUAUGCCUUCACCGUUGCGAGAGCGUGGAGUAUGAUAGCCGGCUGUCAGUUACCACGUGGAGAACUACAUACUGGCAGUUGUACUGGAGUCAAGAAACCGCGGUAGCAUUGGAACAAAUUGAUCCUCAGAUGCCUUACCCCAAUGAUCCUUCUCUCGAAAAGCUGUUGAGCUACUUUCAGAACUCGAACUUGUCCGACGUUCCGGUAUACCCAGGUGUGCAAUCAAACGUCAUAAGCAGCAAAUAUGGAUUCAGUGAUCGCCACACAUAUUUGUUGAUCAAAAGAAAACGAAAUGACACACUUAUACGCAAGGAGGGUCUUGUGUUAACUUUGGACGCACUAGUCAGUCGUAUCGGAGGACUGUGCUCUCUAUAUAUCGGGAUGACUUUUGCAAUUUUCAUCGAGAUUAUUGAAUUCUUCUAUCUCGUCUAUGUCAGAAACUUUGGUGACAAUCCCAAUGCCAACCUGAACUCUCGCAAUGAGAAUCAAUCACAAGCAAUUUCAAAAGCGGAAUGUUGCAACAUGCCACACCAUACCGAGCUACCUAAUAAGAGAAAGAGGCAUAAUGGAACCACAAGUGUUAGCUCUGUCUACACUCAAGUUGAAAAUAACGCCAUUGGACUAACAUGA
Dicrocoelium dendriticum is the source of this 1869-nucleotide messenger RNA. NCBI's taxonomy places the organism in Eukaryota, Metazoa, Platyhelminthes, Trematoda, Plagiorchiida, Dicrocoeliidae. The record is from the annotation of a GenBank genome assembly.